Molecule: messenger RNA, 1437 nt
Organism: Cicer arietinum (chickpea)
Lineage: Eukaryota; Viridiplantae; Streptophyta; Magnoliopsida; Fabales; Fabaceae
Product: RNA polymerase sigma factor sigD, chloroplastic
Biological process (GO): DNA-templated transcription initiation; regulation of DNA-templated transcription
Molecular function (GO): DNA-binding transcription factor activity
Source: RefSeq, a predicted model, not a curated record
UAACAAGCUGUUAGUUAGAAUAACAUGAAUCUCAUCCAUCCAAAAACCACACCUCAACACUCUCUACCAUGUCUCUAACAUCACUUCCAACUUUUCCAACUCUAAACAAAAACCAUUCACUUCAACCAAAUUUACCUUCUACUUCCUCAAAGUUUGGCACAAAUUUGGUUUAUAAUGAUGCAUCAGUCACUGUUGCAGCAACUGAAGCAGUUGCAUUAGCCUAUGCUGCUGUGAAUGCAGCUAGACAUGCUGUGGAAGAGAGUGAAAAUGGGGUGGUUGGAGAAAAAAACAUAGGAUUUGAUGAUAUGAGGAGGAUGAGGAGAAGAAAAAGAAGGAAAAAUUUGGGAUGUGUGGUUGAAGAAGAGAAUAUUCAGAACAAUUUUUCAAGAGAGAAAGAACUUGUUGGGUUUUUGAGUUCAAUAGAAGAGGCUGAGAUUUGUUUAGGUCUCAAGGAAGGGGCAAGGAUUGAAGUUUCUAAGCACAGAAUGACAGAACAUGAAGGGAAUUCUUCUAUUUCAAGAAGGCUUGCUCAUGGUAAUACAAGUCUAGAUAAAGUGUUGAGUAAUACAAGAGAAUCAAAAGAAAGAUUAGCUCAUGAGUAUCGUGGUUUAGUUGCGUCGAUUGCAGCUCGUUAUCAAGGCAAAGGAUUAAGCUUUCAAGACCUCACUCAGGAAGGAACCAUUGGACUUCUUCACGGAGCUGAGAAAUUUGAUCCAAAUAGAGGAUGUAAGCUGUCUACAUAUGUUUACUGGUGGAUUAAACAAGCUAUUCUUAAAGCUUUGGCUAGGAAGUCCAGAUUAGUCAGAUUACCGGGAGAGAAGUAUGGAAUGGUUGGAAAAAUUGCAGAGGCAAAGAAUGUGUUGAGCAAAAGACUGAGGAGAAAGCCAACAUACAAUGAAAUGGCUGAGGUGCUUAAUGUGAAUGUGUCCAUUGUAAAACUUGUUUCUGAAAGGAGCAGACAACCAAUUUCAUUGGACAAAGCUGUAUUUGAUCAGGGAAACUUAACACUUAAGGAGAUUAUGCCAGGGCCAGUUGAAAUGAUUCCAGAGAAGAUGGUUGAGAGACAGCUAAAGAAGCAAGGGGUGGUGAAGCUUCUUAACACACUUAACAAAAGGGAAGCAGAGAUUUUAAGGUUAUACUUUGGACUCAAUGGAGAGACUCCUUUGUCUUUUGAGGAAAUAGGAAAGCAAUUGAAACUAUCAAGGGAGAGAAUUAGACAGAUUCAUGGCAUUGCACUGUCAAAAUUGCAACAAACUACUCUUGUAGAUAGUCUAAAGUUUUAUGUUGUAUAGAAAAGAAUCUUGUUGAUUAACAUUUAUGAAUGAGAAAAAAAUGAAAUCAAGGAUGUGUUAAACAAUGUGGAUAGAGAUAAGAAGGUAGAGCUAGACUAUUUAAUCUAAGAAAACAAAAAGAAAUAGCAUUUUUACUUGUGAUUCA